Molecule: messenger RNA, 2565 nt
Organism: Huiozyma naganishii CBS 8797
Lineage: Eukaryota; Fungi; Ascomycota; Saccharomycetes; Saccharomycetales; Saccharomycetaceae
Gene: EPO1
Product: Epo1p
Exons: 1
Coding region: 1-2565 (854 amino acids)
Source: RefSeq, a predicted model, not a curated record
AUGCAACCACACCACUCUGACCGUUACAACUUAAGGAGUAAUCUACUUCAAAGCGAUGUCGGAAAUAUAGAUAUCACCAAGGAAACACCUAUAAAUGGACCUGCCCCAGUCCAACAACAACAGCAACAGCAACAACCGCAGCAGUAUUACCCACAGCAACAGAUGCCUCCACAACAGUACCGGAACUACCCUCAACAGCAACAAUUCUACCCGAGAAAUGGCAACAGCAUGUACAUGAACCAGCAACAACAGUACGGUACUAAUAACGGCAGUAUUAGCAAUUUCGGUAGUCCACCGCCAAAACCCAAAUAUGUAUCACACCAACAGAAACAGCCGGACAGGAAGUCGUACUCCUUGACUCAAAAGUCAAUUUCAAACUUCUUCAAACCGAAGGGGAAUAUAUUCCAUAAGAACAAGACUGGGGGUGGUCAAGGUGACUUCGACGACGACGACGAUGACCUCGAAAUAGAUGAGGAUACCUCGCAGGCCAGUCUAUCCUUUAAUGACAUCCAGAAAAUUGGGUUUAAAAACGGCGAUAAGCUCAACGUCACUUCGGACUCGACACCACUGAUCCCUACACUGAUGACAAAGGAACGGAACAGUAAAUCCAACACAGAGUACCGGAAAUACCUGAAUACUCAGAAGAAAUCCGCACUGAACGCAAUGGCACAACAAAGUCCCGUGCAAGGGCCGCAAGUGCAGGGACCUAGAACCAUGUCUUUGCAAAGUGGGCCACCUACCAGGUCGUUCGCGACUUUGGGGAACCCGGAUUUUGCAACAGGGGUGAAUGGACCAAGAACAAACUCACUCAUGACUACUGGGUUACCACCAAUGAACUAUCUCCAGCAACAGCAACAAUUGCAACAGCAGAGACACUCGCAGCAGACACAACAACAGCCAUCGCCGGUCGGGUACGGUCCACCAUUGCAGCAAAAGACGAUGUCAAUGACAGAUAGACGCCCUAACGGAAUGAACAUGUCACCACAAUUACAACAGAACCCACAGCAACAGUACCGUCCGCAACAAUUCCCACCACAACAGUUUCCUCCACAACAGUCAAGGUUUGACCCCUCGCUGUCUCAACAAAGCUUCAAUGGAAGCGGUCACAAUUUAGGGAUAUAUAGACCGGACGCGUCGCCCCACCCGCAGUUUGCGUCGCCCCCUAUGUCAAAUGGUCAACAGCCGAUGCCUUCACCUACGGGGAACAAUAUAAAUGCACCAAGACUCGCCACGCAGCAAUCAGUGAUACCAAACCAGCAGCAGCCACCACCUCCUUCUUCUUUCUCUCCUACACUGAAUGCGAGACCGCAAACUCAUCCUAGUCUAUCAGCAUAUUCUAACUCAAACUCGUCUGACUCCCAAUUUUCCAAUGGUAAUCCUGAACAGAACGCAAACGGCGAAGGUCAAGGUUCCACAUCGAGCGUGAACAAUUCUGAUCCUGAACCUAUCAGACAUGUCACUUCACCAUUGAAGAACCAAGUGGAUACAGCACCGCUGAACACAAUUGAAAUUCCAGAAUUGGCAGUUCCUCCACCGGUAGAAAAGCCCAAAUUAAACGUUUUGAAGCUCUCGAAACCACAACAGGAAGAAAUAAAGUCCAAUGCAGAGGACGAAGUAAAAAUGUUGAAAGAAUUAGGUCGCUCCUCGUUAGUAGCAAACAGUUUGGCUUCGAUGAACUUGGAAUCUAGCAGUAACGGGAGGCAGUCCACAUUUAGUGAUUCUCCUGAAAAGCUGAAACUUCUGCAACAAAAGAGCGGGCUGUAUCAACUGGAGGAGACAACAGACUCGAAAAUUUUCGUGACCGCGGAGGAAUUCCCGGAUGACGAUGCAGGUUCCCCCGUUAGGAAGUCACAGAUUAGGAGAAGUGUUGUAGAACCGGCUUCAAAUCGGAUUUCGAUACACAGAAGUGGGGACAAUAUUACCAAUUUGAAGCACGAGUCGUCCCAUUCGCUGGUCACCAAGGCCACUGUCGGUACCAACAAAAGCAGUAACACCGUUGUUCCGAAACAAAAUAAUAGAGGAAGUACAGAUACCAAGUUUAAGGAGCACGAGAAAGAUGAUUCGUUUGUGUUUGAGAGUAUGGAUCGACCAUACGAGGAUAAUGCAGGGAUCGAAAGGAGACAGAUUGUUAUUUCUGCUGACCAACUUAAUAUAAUCGCUCAAAACAGGAGACUGAUGGAUGAGUUGACACUCGUUUCAACUGAACUGGCCGAGUCGAUUAGAAGGGAGACACUUCUUUUCGAAAAAUUGAAGCAACGCGAGUUAUCCGGUGAGGAAGAACGUAAUGAGAGCAGGGUGUCUUCGAUGUCGUCCUCGUUAUCGCUUGACGACUUCGAGGUGGAAAUGAGGAAAAAAUCCGCGAAGAUCGUAGAACUGAUCCAGUCAUUGAAUGAUGAGAGGCAGAAACGGUUUAUUGCAGAGGAACAGGUUUUACUUCAAGAAAACGGCGUCAAACCAAACUCGCUGGAACUGAUGCAGAAAAUAAAAGACUUGGCAUACAACAAUAGGCGCCAAGAGGACGAAAUUGCAAGUCUGAAGGAGGCCGUGAACAACGAUGGACGAUAA